This is a messenger RNA of Portunus trituberculatus (swimming crab), 2648 nucleotides long. RefSeq names its product elongation factor Tu, mitochondrial-like (gene mEFTu1). The record is from RefSeq and is a predicted model, not a curated record. The coding region runs from base 21 to 1499 and encodes 492 amino acids. Gene Ontology annotation, molecular function: GTP binding; GTPase activity; translation elongation factor activity. The transcript is spliced from 9 exons. Gene Ontology annotation, biological process: mitochondrial translational elongation. Gene Ontology annotation, cellular component: mitochondrion. NCBI's taxonomy places the organism in Eukaryota, Metazoa, Arthropoda, Malacostraca, Decapoda, Portunidae.
AACUUAUAAGAGUGUGGUUCAUGGUUAAUGUACUUUUCUGUCAACUCUUGCUCUUCUUUUGUGUUCUUGGGUGCAUAUGUAAGAGGCAGACGACGCUCAACAUGGCGGCGUGCAAGGUGCUACGUUUGCUGGCCACGCCGGGUCUGUCGGUGAGUGUGCCUGCACUGCACGGCCACACCAGGAGCCUUGUCCAGCGGGCCAGACUCCUGCCAGCCACCGUCCAGAUCCGCAACUAUGCUGAGAAGAAAGUGUUCCAGCGAGACAAACCUCACUGCAACAUUGGUACAAUUGGGCAUGUUGACCAUGGCAAAACAACCCUUACUGCUGCUAUUACUAAAGUCCUCUCUGAGAAGGAAUUAGCACUUGCCAAGAGAUAUGAUGAGAUUGACAAUGCUCCGCAAGAGAAGGCGCGAGGCAUCACCAUUAAUGUUGCUCAUAUUGAGUAUAGCACUGAGAACAGACACUACGGCCACACGGACUGCCCUGGACAUGCUGAUUACAUCAAGAACAUGAUAAUUGGCACAUCUCAGAUGGAUGGAGCAAUUCUUGUUGUGGCUGCCACUGAUGGUGUGAUGCCUCAGACUAGGGAGCACCUUCUUCUGGCGAAGCAGAUUGGCAUUGAGAACAUUGUGGUGUUUGUUAAUAAGGUUGAUGCUGCUGAUGAGGAAAUGGUUGAACUUGUUGAGAUGGAGGUUCGAGAGUUGUUGACCGAAAUGGGUUAUGAUGGUGACAAUGUUCCUUUGAUCAAGGGUUCUGCCUUGUGUGCAGUUGAAGAAAAAAAUCCUGAACUAGGAAAGGAUGCUAUUGAAGCACUAAUGGCUGAAGUUGACAAACACAUUCCAACUCCUCAGCGAGAGUUGGAGAAGCCUUUCAUGCUUCCUGUGGAGAGCGUGUACUCCAUAGCAGGUCGUGGGACUGUGGUUGGUGGUCGGCUGGAAAGGGGAGUCAUAAAGAAGGGUAUGGACUGUGAGUUUCUUGGGUUUGGAAAGAAGUUCAAGAGCACAGUAACAGGUGUUGAGAUGUUCCACCAAACCUUGGAAGAGGCACAGGCUGGGGACCAGAUGGCUGCCUUGGUGCGUGGCCUCAAGCGUGAUGACAUUAUAAAGGGAAUGAUCAUGUGCAAACCAGGAACUAUGAAAGCUCAUGACCAUGUGGAGGGACAAGUAUAUGUCCUGACCAAGGAGGAGGGUGGCAGGACCAAACCCUUCACCUCCUACCUGAACAUGCAGGUGUACAGCAAGACAUGGCGGGCCAGUGCUCAGAUUAUCAUCCCAGACAAGGAGAUGGUGAUGCCUGGGGAAGAUGCUAGGCUGGUGAUCCGCAUGUUCAAGCCUAUGGUGCUGGAGAAGGGCCAGCGCUUCACCUUGCGAGAGGGAUCUGUCACCAUUGGCACUGGAGUCUUUACUACCCUCAACAAGCCACUCAAUGAGGAAGAGAAGACAUUUUUGGUAGAAGGGAAGAAGUACAGAGAAAAGAAACUAAAAGCUGCAGGCAAAUAGGUGAUUAACUGUUUCAUGUUUGCAGGAUUUUACUCAAUACUUGAUUUUACUGUGCCAGAGAAGGACUCCUCUCAUUUAGCAUUGUGUUGUCUUUGUCUUCUAUUAUGGGAAUUUCUUAGCAUUGUGUUUGUGGCACUGGGUAACUAAUACAACUAUUCAAAUGCUUUGUUGGAAGUUGAACUUAUACAUACAUUUUGAUUUCCAAUUUCUGCAAGAGCAUUGGGAUUUGAGUAUGCCAAGAGCCUUUAUGUUUAUUCCCUCUUCAUCAUUGAAAUGUUUCACUCACUGAUCAUCUUAGUUUUCUUCAUUCACAUUACUCUUUAUCUCACUCUUUCUGUUGAUAUUUUGUAAUUCAUCAACAGAAUGUUACUCUUAAUUCUGCCGAUGAAAUAUUAUGUUUGAUUGUAAUAAAAUAAUUGCGUUAAUCAUAAGUUUGUGUAUUUUUUUUUCUUUCAUGAAAAUGAAUAAUGGAACUCCAGGUAUUAAGUAAUUGAAGUAUCUGAAAAUAAUGAAGAAUAUAAUUCUACAGGAAUGGUGUUUACUUCUUGAGGAGAUUGAUGGAUAUUAUCUUGUGCCUGAUAGGAAAAGUGGAUGCUCCCAGAUGAAAUGAAUAAACAACAGCAAUAACUUCAAAUAAAGCAGGAAGUUAAUUGAUCAUGGUUUGCACAGGGCAUGAAAGCCAGCUCAUCCAAGCCCAUCCAUACUCUUGACAGGUCUUCUCACUCACUUGAUGUAAGAACAUUUUUGGCCAACAGAUUUUCCAGUAAAUGGUAGAUUUUAGAGUAGGGAAGCACAGCCUGCUGAACCUUGUAUUUGCCAUAGGAAAUGUAUUUUGUAGAAUGAAAAGAUGAAUGACCACUUAAUUAAAGCCUGUUUAUCUCAUGAAUUUUUUGUAUCAGAUCUUGAUAUUUCUUACUUGUAUGUUGAUACGAUAGAGGAGUUCUGCUUGGUAAUUCAGAAUAUAAGACAUUUUAUGUCAGAUUGUCAAAAGAAAAUCUCAUCACAUAGUGUCACAUAUAGUGGCAUAAAACUGAAAUACAGAAUGGUCUAGUUAUGAAAAGUAUUUGUAAAAUCCUGACAUGUUCUGUUGAAUCCUCUUGUAAUCUUACUUUUUUUUAUAAAAAUUCUGUAAAUAAACUAGUUAUGUUA